AAGUUUUUUCAGAUAUUUUUACAUACAAAUAGGUUUAUUUCAUAUUGCCAGGCACGGAUCUCUCGUUUAACAAAGGGCACGAUGUAUUUUUCUGAUUUAGAUAGCGUACUAGGUGAUAUUUUUUCUUGUAGCACCUAUUUUGAAAGUAUUAAGUGGUCGCAUGUCAAAAGGGAUGGUAAUUUCGUUGCCCAUCACCUUGCGAAGCUUGUUCCUUUUGGUGUAGAACAAGUGUGGGAAAAUUAUUGUCCUUCGGAGAUUUCUCCGUAUGUUUUGACGGACACUUUGUCCCUUGAUUAAUGAACUAGCUUAUCUCUCCUCUCAAAAAAAAAAUUAGACAAAAUAAAUUUUUUAAUAUAAGAUAAGUUCAGAUAAUAUAAGUUCAGUUAAAAUAAGUCUAAUAAAACGGAGCAUAAAGGGUUUUUUUAGCACAAACUACUAAAAUACUUCAGCACAAAAGCAUAAAGGUGGCACUAGGCUAGGCCUUUUAACCACAAUCACAUAAGCUGAGGGUUAUACUCGGUUGUAUUAUAAUGUGGCUUGUGCGAAACUUGUAAGAUUUGGAUUUAGUUAUACCUUGUUCACGAUUCAUCGGUCUGUUGAGAUCAAUUGAAAAGAAUUGUGGCUCAUGCAUGCAUUAAUCCACUUACCACUUACCACUUACCACUUACUAUUGUAUUGUGCUUACAUGUCCAAACUCAAAAAGAUACAUUUACUGAUUUUGGUGUAUUUUGUCGUCCCGUGUCUUGUCAUGUUUUAUAUAAAAACAAUGUGGUCUAAGUCCGCACAUCUCGUAUAUCUCUUAUGGUGUGUCGUAGGUUGGCUCGACCUAGUAUUAUAUUUAGCAUAAGAUAGAUCCCAUACAUUUUAGUUAGUCGGUUUUUGCUCAUAGUGUCGUGUUUAGGCUAAAUUUUAAUAAAUUAAUUGUAAUUUGCUUUUCCAAAAUAAACGUGGCGUAUCUAGUAAGCACCCAAUGACGUGUGAUAUUGUAUCUGCUUCGUAUCCAGAUUGCGGUGUGCCUAAUGUGAGCCCUAUUAAUGUAGUUUUUAUAGAGGAAACUCUAAAGGCCUAGUUUUUGUUAAGUUCAAAUGUGCAAUUAUAUAUAUUUUCGUCUUUUUAUACAUGAAUAUUAGUCCAUGUUCAAUUUUGUCAAUCGAAUUCAGUUGCGUCAUGUUUUGUCCAGUAACAUCACGCACCCUGUGAAUAUAAAGAUACUAAGUGUGCUUAUAUUUUUGUUCUUGUAUUCUUUUUCAUAACAAUAUAGUGUGAUUAGAGUGACAACAUAAUGUUCAAAUCAAGUUAGGUCAAUUAAAGUCCCCUACCUUUAACCUGGGUACAAGUCGGGUCGGUUUAGUAGGAUUAAAGUUUAGUUUCGAUAAUAUGGAAAUCGACCCGUUCGAAACAAUAUAAUAUCGAGUUCAACUUUUUUUGAUUUUCAAGUUUGACCUCUAUUAAACGGCUCAUCGUCUUCAUUUAUAGUUUGUCUACCUACUUUUUACAAACCGCGACAGUCUGAGAUUGCUAGAACAUAAACUUCAUCUUAUUUUUCAAUUUUUCCCCCUCAAAAUCUAUAUAUUUCAUAUGAAAGAAUGACUUAUAUUGUCCACCUAAUUUUAUGGUAUAUGUACCACCGAUAGAACUACUUUUGUACUUCAUUUUCAACAAAGAAGUCAUCUUACAAUCCUUAAAAACCAUAACUCUCUAUCGCCUAAUCAUAGUCAAUCUAUAUAUUUUAUGAAAUUUUAGUGUGAGCACAUUAAUUAUUAAGCCAUGGAAGACUAAGUUUGAUAAAUUCCCACCAUGCUAAAUUCAAAACAUUUGACCAUUCAAUUUCUUAAAACACUCAUCCUUAGACCAAUAGGCAAUAGACCCUAACUCCUAAAGUUGCGUCUCUUAAUGGCUCGAGACGCAAUAGUAGCCCUACGAUCAUCUUGCUUUGACCCACUCUCCAUUUUUUAACCCCCCUUUUCUUCUAGCCGUUAGAAUUUUAGAACUUUUGAGUCUUCUUCCUCAAAAUGCCCUGCAUUUCAGUAAGUCCCCAAAUCACAAUUCUCUCUCCUAAUUCACCUCUUUCAAUUGAAAUGGGUACUUCAGUUGCAGAUUUACAACCCUGUCUUUCAGUUCCUUCGUCAGAAUCUUUAAACCCCAGUUUUGCUUGUUCUUUGAAGCGCAAAAGACCCCCGAAAAUUCAGAUCCCUAAGGUAUUACAGGAAAUUGCAGUUGAUACCCAGAUCAAAUUUGGGUGUUCUCCUGUUAAAAAUGACGGAAGUUGUUCUUUUGAGGAUUUGGGUGUUGGGGUUUGUUCGAUUAAGGGUAAGAAGAAGUUUAUGGAGGAUACCCACAAGAUUGUUUCUUGCAUUAAUGGGAAUACCAAGAAGGGGUUUUUUGGGGUUUAUGAUGGGCAUGGAGGAAGAAAAGCGGCAGAGUUUGUAGCAGAGAGUUUACACAAGAAUGUGAUUGAGAUGCUUGGUAAUUCUGUUGGAAAUAUGGCUAAGGAGGAAGCAGUAAAAGCUGCUUAUCUUAAAACAGAUAGAGAAUUCUUGAAUCAGGAAGUAGGCAGUGGUUCCUGUUGCGUGACUGUUCUGAUUGAAGGGACGGAAAUGGUUGUCUCGAAUUUGGGAGACUGCAGGGCUGUUCUAUGUAGAGGUGGGGUGGCUGAGGCUCUCACAAAGGACCAUAGAGCCGAGAUGGUGGAAGAACGAAAAAGAAUUGAGGAUAAGGGAGGAUAUGUAGAGUUCCACAAGGGAGCUUGGAGAGUUCACGGGAUAUUAUCGGUUUCGAGAAGUAUUGGAGAUGCUCAUCUCAAAAAUUGGGUGGUGUCACAGCCUGAUACAACAAUUUUGGAUCUGACUCCUGAUAUGGAUUUUCUUGUCUUAGCUUCUGAUGGACUGUGGGAAGAGGUUGGAAACCAAGAGGCCAUCGACAUUGUGCAGCAAUCCUGUGUAAUUGAGAAGAAACCUGAAGUUUCAUUGGAUGAUUUAGAUAAUAAAAACCAGAGAACUCUAAAGGAGAAUGAUGAUGAUGGAUAUGUCUUUGUCAGCACAAGCUCUUCUCCCAAAGUGAAACGAGUUUCCUUAAUCAAACAGAAAAAGAAGACAACUCUCUCUCUAUCUCCACGCUGCAGGAUUACAGAAAAUUCUAGCUCGAUACAGGAAAAUGAAAAUCAGAGUCCUCCUUCAAAAAAGUUAAGAAAAACAUCAAUUUUUUCGCAUGAAAACAUGAAAACUCUUUCUUCAUCUCCAAGUUACAGGAAUACAGAAAGAACUAUUACAGUAAAGGAAGGUCUUUCUGACUUCUGCAACGAAAAUGAGAGUCCUGCUUCAAAGUUAAGAAAAACAUCUGUUUUUUCGCAUGAAAACAUGAAAAUUCUCUCCCCUUCUCCAAGUUACAGGAAAACAGAAAGUACUAGUACAGUUAAAAAUGGUUUUUCUGACUUCUGCAACGAAAAUGAGAGUCCUCCUUCAAAGAUGAGAAGAACUUCAGUGUUUUCGCACAAGAGCAUGAACACUCAAUCUCCGAGUAGGGAGAAUAAGAGACCUGUUUCUGAUGGACUUGUAGCUGCUUGUAAAAAGCUUGUGAAUCUGGCUGUAAGUAGGGGUAGUAUGGAUGAUAUUACUGUAAUGGUAGUUGAUCUGAAGCAUUUCAGAUUAGGAAAACCUUAAAAAUGCUCUGUUUUUCACAUUGUAAUAUUUGAUCAAGUUAGUUAAUAAUAGAUAUAGUAAAUCUGAUUUCUGAACAUAA
Messenger RNA from Spinacia oleracea (spinach), 3738 nucleotides. Its product is annotated as probable protein phosphatase 2C 14. The record is from RefSeq and is a predicted model, not a curated record. Gene Ontology annotation, biological process: protein dephosphorylation. Gene Ontology annotation, molecular function: cation binding; protein serine/threonine phosphatase activity. Bases 2013 to 3659 code for a protein of 548 amino acids. The transcript has 5 exons. Lineage: Eukaryota; Viridiplantae; Streptophyta; Magnoliopsida; Caryophyllales; Amaranthaceae.